Messenger RNA from Hemisphaericaspora subhashii, 711 nucleotides. RefSeq lists its product as uncharacterized. The coding region runs from base 1 to 711 and encodes 236 amino acids. Lineage: Eukaryota; Fungi; Ascomycota; Pichiomycetes; Serinales; Debaryomycetaceae. The transcript has a single exon. The record is from RefSeq and is a predicted model, not a curated record.
AUGAAGUUAUUGUCACUAAUAAUAAUUGCAGCUUGUCAACCAUCUUUAUUCAUCAGUGCAAGUCCAGUUCCAUUUAAGAAUUCAGUUGAAGUAGUGUUCACUCCACAGGAUCUAAAACAUGCUGCUGAUUAUACACUAUGGAAGAUUCCGGUUGUGAAAGAUAAUUUGAAAACAACAGUCAAGCAAAAGGUUCUUAAUAGAAUGUUAACUAAAGAAUUACAAGAAGCGAAUCCGAAUGCAGGUUUAUACCCUCCUGGCUCUCCUUAUCAAAUAAAUAAUAAUCCAAAUCCAAUGCUAAAUCAAAUGAACAGACCUCCAAUGCCCAAUCAAAUAAUCAAUCAUCCAAUGUAUACUAAUCAAAUGAAACCCAAUCCAGCCAACACGCAUGUCCAAAUGCAACUACCUAUAGCAAAACCUAUCAAGGCAAUUCAAAUUGAUACUGUAAAAGCAAACGGAAUUGUAAACUCAAUCUUAAAAGGACCUUCACCAACCGAAGAGCUAAGCUUUCAAGUUGUAGGAAUACAAAAAGAAGACGAGAAAAACAAAGAAGAAAGUGAUGAAAGUGAGGACGACGAUGAAGAAGAUGAAGAAGAUGAUGGCAAGCUUGGAUACCUGGUUCCUUCUAGGAUAAAGAAUGGGAAACAUGACUUUGGAGUUAAAUAUUACGAGGCAAACAGUCUUGCAAAGAAAGACCCUUUCUAUGAUAAAUAA